AGGAUCAAGAUGUUGCUUUUUACUGUAGUGAGUAAAUGUAGUCAGGACUGUUCUUGGGGUCUGAAAGUGUCUAGUGAAAGUUGCCAGGGGAUUAUUCUUUAUGAAUUAAUCAUCAGCACUCUAACAAACAGAUCAAGGAAUGGUCUGGUCCUGCAUGGUUGUUUCUUGACAAAAUUAACACCACACAACAUUGAAAGCAAGUUGAAUACAUUGGUACAGAAACUCCAUGACUUCUUGGCUCACUCGUCAGAAGAAUCUGAGGACGCAAACUCUCCUCCAGCAUUAUCUAAAACCAAAAGUAUAGGUAAAAGUAGGGAAUCUAAAGGAAGUCCAGCUUCAAUGGAGAACAAUAAGGACGAGGGAAGUAGUUCUUCGGAAAGAACCAAAUCCUUAGGAUCAUCCCGUUCCAAAAGGAAACCUACAGUUGUAACAAAAUAUGUUGGGUCAGACGAUGAACAAAUUGCAGAUGAAACUGUAAAUGAAGAUAUUUCAAAUGAGAACUCAGAGAAUGAUGUAGAUAUGCAAAGCUUGCCUAAAGGUACAGUGGUUGUACAGCCUGAGCCAGUGCUGAAUGAAGACAAAGAUGAUUUUAAAGGGCCUGAAUUUAGAAGCAGAAAUACCGUUAAAAUGAAACCUGAAGCUCCCAAAAAGCGUGGAGAAGAAGGACUCCAUGGAAUUGUGAGCUGUACAGCUUGUGGGCAGCAGGUGAACCAUUUUCAAAAGGAUUCAAUCUAUAGACACCCUACACUAAAAGUGCUUAUUUGUAAGACUUGCUACAAAUAUUACAUGAGUGAUGACAUCAGUCGUGAUUCAGAUGGGAUGGAUGAACAGUGUAGGUGGUGUGCUGAAGGUGGAAAUUUGAUUUGCUGUGACUUUUGCCAUAACGCCUUCUGUAAAAAGUGCAUUUUGCGCAACCUGGGCCGAAAGGAGCUCUCGACUAUCCUGGAUGAAAAUAACCAGUGGCACUGCUAUGUUUGCCAUCCAGAGCCUUUGUUGGACUUGGUCACUGCUUGUGAUAGUGUCUUUGAAAAUUUAGAACAGUUGCUUCAACAAAACAAAAAAAAGAUGAAAGUUGAAAAUGAAAAAAGUAAAAUAUAUGACCACACAGUCAAGUUUUCUCCAAAGAAAAAUAAUGCAAACUGUAAUGGGGAAGAAAAAAAAUUAGAUAAUUCAUAUUCAGGUUCACUAACAUAUUCUUAUAAAGCACUAAUGGUGCCAAAAGACUUGCUUAAGAAAACAAAAAAACUGAUUGAAACUACAACAAAUCUGAAUUCUAGCUUUGUAAGCUUUUUGAAAAAUGCUGCAGAAAAUGUAGAAAUAAGCCCAACUGUGCAACUGUGCCAGCUGAAAGCUUUUAAAUCUGUGCUGAGUGACAUGAAAAAAGCUCAUCUGUCACUAGAAGAAGGCCUGAACCUGGAGAUUCAAGCACUGAAUGUUAAAAUCAAAGAUAAAAAUACCAAAGAGAAAAAGCCAGAGGCUAGAUCAGAAAAAAAUGAGGUGAAAAAAGAUGAAGGAAAGGAACAUGUGGCAUUAAAAGAGGAUGACACCACACAGACACGGAAAAAAGUCGUGUCGGAGCGGCCUGACAAUGAGCCCAUGGAUCAAAGUGUUCCCUCAGUGGAACAGACAGAUAACAAGGCACCUCCUGGGGAGGAGAAGAAGUCUGGCAGAAAUGAAGAACCACAGUAUGAGCCCAAUAGCACAGAGGCUUUAGACAUGGAUAUCGUGUCCAUCCCCUCAUCCGUUCCUGAAGAUAUAUUUGAGACUCUGGAAUCUGCUAUGGAGAUUCAGAUGCCGUCAGAUGAGCAGGACAGUGGGAACGCAGCAGCAGAUCAUGAGACUCCAAAUUCAAAUACAAAAGUGAACACUCCUGUGAAAGAUACCAAAGGUGGUACCAAGCUAAAAUCGUCGGCUAAAGGAACAAAAGAGCUCAUUGUAAAAUUGACUCCUGUUUCCCUUUCUGAGUCCACAGUUAAAGGUGAAGGUCAAGACAGCAGCCUAGAAAAGGAGUGUAAAGAUGUUGAUGCAUCUAAAGAUGUUGAUGCAUCUAAAGAUGUUGAUGCAUCUAAAGAUGCUGAUGCAUCUAAAGAUGUUGAUGACUCUAAAGACGUUGAUGCAUCUCAACCUGGGGCAGCAAACUCUGAUUCUGGAAAACAAAACCACAGUGCUGGCAGCGAGCUCUCCACAGAGAACGACGCUGCGCCCAUGGAGGACUCGGAUCUCCGGAGGUCGCCCCGUGUCAAGACCACCCCUCUGAGGCGCCCCACGGACAUCAGCCCCCUGACAUCCAACUCAGAAGAGGACAGCAAUGACACGAGCAAUGAAAAACAGAAGGGGAAAGCAUCCAAGCAACCCAGGAGGAAAAACGAUACAAGAAAUACUUCUGACAGUGCUGCUGAUGGUCCCAGUCCCAACAAACUUUCCAAAUCCAAAAAGCCAUAUGACUUAGAUCACAGCUCGGACUCUGAUGAGGUGCCAGUUGUCCUUAAAGAAGCAGGAAUGAUGAGUCGCAGCUCCUCGGACAGUGAGAGCAACAGUGAAGCACCAGCAAAGAAUCAAAAGACUUCAGAUUUUCAAAAGAGUCAACCAGUGAAGGAUGAAAAUGGGAAACGAAAAAGGAAGAGUUCCAGUUCUGGUUCAGAUUUAGAUGCUAAAACAGGCAAAUCAGCUAAAAAUGCUGCUGCUGCUAAAAAGAAACGACAAAACUACUCUGAUUCUUCAAACUAUGAUUCUGAGUUGGAAAAAGAGAUACAAAUGUUGAGUAAAAUUGAGGCUGCAAAGAAAUCGAAGAAAAAAUUCUCAAGAAAAGAUGAUAGUUAUGAUUCCUCUGAUGAAGAGCAGAGGAAAAAAGUAAGCAGUAAGAGAAAGGUAAAUCUGAAGAAGAAGAGAGGUAAAUCUGAAGAAGACGAUGAUGAUGGUGAGAAGUCUUCUCCAGAGAAGGAAAUUAAUCACUCUUCUAAAGAUAAAAAAACAGGUAAGAGGUCAGCUGCUAAGGACAAGAAAAGCAGAGACUCAAAAGAAAAAUCUGCAAAGGGAAAAUGUGAUGAGUCAUCUGAUGCUGAGAAGUCUUCACUGGAAAAAGAGGAGAGUCCUGAAGUUAAGAAGAAGGAUUUGAAAAAGAAAAAGGCACAGGAUGAUUCUUCUUCUGAGAGUACUGAGAAAUCGGCAAAGAAAGAGCACAAGUUGGAAUCUUCAAAAGACAGACUCAAGAACAAAAAAGGAUCAGAAAGCAAAGCAAAGAAAUCUGAAAAAUUGAAAAAGAAAGGUUUCAAGAAAGAACAAGAUGAUUCCUCUUCUGAUCUUGAUAAGUCAUCUCCAGAGAAAGGAAGUAGCAAUUCUUCUGAAAAUGACAAAAUUAAAAAGGAACCCGUGUUUACAGAAAAGAGAAAAUUGAGAGAGAGAGUAGCUAAAAGAGUACACAUUGAUUUAUCCUCUGAUACUGAGAAAUCUCCCCAAAAAGAGGAGAGUUCUGAUGAUGAUGCCGUGCGGCGUAAGAAACGAACUGAAACGAAAGAAAAGAGGAAAAUAAGCCACAAAAAGAAGAUUUCCAAGAAAGAACAGAAUGACUCAUCCUCUUCUGAUGAGGAGUCUUACGAAGACACUAAGAAAAAGGUUAAAAGAGGAUCAGUAAAAGAAAGUAAAAAGAGCAACUUAAAAAAGAAAGUGGCAAAAAAGAAGGUGGUUGUCACUUCCUCUUCCCAGUCUGAUAAGGAGGAAAAUGAUGAUCAGAAUUCCACAGGCGAUGGAAGCAGCGACGAGCAGAAGAUCAGGCCCGUGACUGAAAGCUUGAUGCUGUCUGCUGACGCAGGAUUUUGUCAGUCAUCAGGAGAUGAGGGAGAUGCUCUAUCAAGGACUAUCCCAAUGGAGGAGGAGGAAGAUGAUGAUGAUGACGACCCUGAGAAUAGAAUUGCCAAGAAAAUGCUUUUAGAAGAAAUCAAAGCCAAUCUUUCCUCUGAUGAGGAUACGUCUUCAGAUGAGCAGCCGGAGGAAGGAAAGAAGAAACCUGCAAAGCAAACUGAAAACACAGGAGAUGAUGGAGAGAAGGAAAAGGAAGACAAGAAGUGUGAAAAGGAAGAACCUAAUUCUGAGUCAGAUUCAGAGGAGGAAGAAACAUCCAAGAAGCCCAGAUACAGACACAGACUGCUGAGGCAGAAGCUCACUGUGAGUGAUGGGGAGUCUGGAGAAGAAAAGAAGGUGGUGAAACCAAAAGACAAAAAAGAAGGGGGGAAGCGCAGAAAUAGAAGGAAAGUGAGCAGUGAUGACUCCAAUGACUCUGAGUUCCACGAGUCUGCAGUGAGUGAGGAGGUCAGUGAGUCUGAGGAUGACCAAAGGCCAAGGACAAGAUCUGCCAAAAAAGCUGAGGCAGAGGAAAACCAGCGCAGCUACAAACAGAAAAAGAAACGAAGGAGGAUAAAGGUUCAGGAGGAUUCAUCAAGUGAAAAUGAGAAUAAGAGUAACUCUGAGAAUGAGGACAAUGAUGACUCAAAAUCUCCUGGAAAAGGCAGGAAGAAGAUCAGGAAAAUUAUUAAAGAUGAUAAGCUUAGAACAGAAACACAAAAUGCACUUAAAGAAGAAGAAGAAAGAAGAAAACGUAUAGCAGAGAGAGAACGGGAGAGAGAGAAAUUGAGAGAGGUGAUAGAGAUUGAGGAUGCCUCACCUCUAAAAUGUCCCAUCACAACCAAGCUGGUUUUAGAUGAAGAUGAAGAAACCAAAGAACCCUUAGUGCAGGUUCACAGGAGUAUAGUGACCAGACUGAAACCACACCAAGUAGAUGGUGUUCAGUUCAUGUGGGAUUGCUGCUGUGAAUCUGUAAAAAAAACCAAGACAUCUCCUGGCUCUGGCUGCAUUCUUGCUCACUGUAUGGGCCUGGGAAAAACAUUACAGGUAGUAAGUUUUCUCCACACAGUCUUGCUGUGUGACAAACUGGACUUUCGGACAGGUCUGGUUGUGUGUCCACUCAACACUGCCUUGAACUGGCUGAAUGAGUUUGAAAAAUGGCAAGAAGGUUUAGAAGACGAGGAGAAACUAGAGGUCUAUGAGCUGGCAACUGUGAAGAGGCCUCAGGAGAGGAGCUACAUGCUGCAGCACUGGCAGGAUGAGGGAGGCGUGAUGAUCAUUGGCUACGAGAUGUAUCGAAACCUGGCACAAGGCAGGAAUGUGAAGAGUAGAAAACUUAAAGAAAUAUUUAAUAAAGCUUUAGUCGACCCAGGUCCCGACUUUGUGGUGUGUGAUGAAGGACACAUAUUGAAAAAUGAAGCAUCUGCUGUCUCCAAGGCAAUGAAUUCUAUUAAAUCUAGGAGAAGAAUAAUUCUGACAGGAACACCACUGCAGAAUAAUCUUAUAGAAUAUCACUGCAUGGUUAACUUCAUUAAGGAGAAUUUGCUUGGCUCAAUUAAGGAGUUCCGGAAUCGGUUCAUCAACCCCAUCCAGAACGGGCAGUGCGCAGACUCCACCCCCGUGGAUGUCAGGGUGAUGAAGAAACGUGCUCACAUCCUCUAUGAGAUGUUGGCUGGCUGUGUCCAGAGGAAGGAUUACACAGCAUUAACCAAGUUCCUGCCUCCCAAAUACGAGUACGUGCUCGAGGUGAGGAUGACCCCCAUCCAGUGCAAGCUGUACCAGUAUUACCUGGACCAUCUGACAGGUGUAGGUGGUGGCAAUGAAGGUGGAAGAGGCAAAGCUGGAGCUAAACUAUUCCAGGAUUUCCAGAUGUUGAGCAGAAUCUGGACUCACCCUUGGUGUUUGCAGCUGGACUAUAUUAGCAAAGAAAAUAAGGGCUAUUUUGAUGAAGACAGCAUGGAUGACUUCAUAGCCUCAGAUUCCGAUGAAACUUCCAUGAGCUUAAGUUCAGAUGAUUAUGCAAAGAAAAAAAAAUCCAAGGGGAAAAAGGUGACGAAAGAGUGUAGCUCAAGUGGCAGUGGCAGUGAUAAUGAUGUUGAAGUCAUUAAAGUCUGGAAUUCAAGAUCUCGUGGAGGAGGGGAAGGAAAUGUAGAAGAUCUUACAAACAACCCAGCAUCAACAAAGUCAGAUGAAGGCAAAGCUACAUCCUCUUCCAAUCCUGGUAGCCCAGCUCCAGACUGGUACAAAGAUUUUGUCACUGAUGCAGAUGCUGAGGUGUUGGAACAUUCUGGGAAAAUGGUGCUGCUCUUUGAAAUCCUCCGAAUGGCAGAGGAGCUGGGAGACAAAGUCCUAGUGUUCAGCCAGUCCCUGAUAUCUCUGGAUUUGAUAGAAGAUUUCUUGGAGCUGGCUAACAGGGAGAAAUCUGAGAGAGAUCAGGCUCCUAUCUACAAAGGUGAAGGAAAAUGGUUCAGAAAUAUUGAUUAUUAUCGCUUGGAUGGCUCAACCACAGCUCAGUCCAGAAAGAAAUGGGCUGAGGAGUUUAAUGAUGAAACUAAUGUGAGAGGCCGCUUGUUUAUCAUAUCCACUAAAGCAGGUUCCCUGGGAAUAAACCUGGUGGCUGCUAACAGAGUCAUCAUCUUUGAUGCCUCCUGGAACCCCUCCUAUGACAUCCAGAGCAUCUUCAGGGUGUAUCGCUUCGGGCAGAACAAGCCUGUGUUUGUGUACAGGUUUUUGGCUCAGGGAACCAUGGAGGACAAGAUCUACGACCGGCAGGUGACGAAGCAGUCGCUGUCCUUCAGGGUGGUGGACCAGCAGCAGGUGGAGCGGCACUUCACCAUGAACGAGCUCACCGAGCUCUACACCUUCGAGCCAGACCUGCUGGAUGACCCCAACUCCGAGAAGAAGAAGAAGAGGGACACCCCCAUGCUGCCAAAAGACACCAUCCUGGCAGAGCUGCUGCAGAUCAACAAGGAGUACAUAGUUGGGUACCACGAACAUGAUUCACUCCUGGACCAUAAGGAGGAAGAGGAACUCACUGAAGAAGAGAGGAAGGCAGCCUGGGCAGAAUAUGAAGCAGAAAAGAAGGGCAUGACCAUGCGUUUCAACAUGCCCACAGGGACCAACACAAUGCCCACAAAUUUCAACUCUCAGACAUAUAUUCCUUACAAUUUGGGUGCUCUGUCAGCAAUGAGCAACCAGCAGCUGGAGGACCUCAUUAACCAAGGAAGAGAGAAGGUAGUGGAAGCAACCAACAGUGUGGCUGCAGCAAGAAUCCAGCCCCUUGAAGACAUCAUUUCAGCCAUAUGGAAAGAAAACUUAACCCUGACGGAGAGCCAGGUGCAGGCCCUGGCCCUGAACAGACAGGCGAGCCAGGAGCUGGAUGUGAAGCGCCGAGAAGCCAUUUACAACGACGUCCUCGGGAAACAGCAGAUGUUAAUCGGUUGUGUCCAGAGGAUCCUGAUGAACAGGCGGCUCCAGCACCAGUACAACCAGCAGCAGCAGCAGCAGAUGUCCUACCAGCAAGCAGCCAUGGGCCACCUCAUGAUGCCAAAGCCUCCAAAUUUAAUCAUGAAUCCUUCCAGCUACCCAGCCAUAGAUGUGAGAGGAAUGUAUCAGUCAGUGUCUGGUGGGAUGCAGCCACCACCCCUACAACGAGCACCACCCCCAAUGAGAGGCAAAAAUCCAGGGCCUUCCCAAGGGAAAUCAAUGUGAUUUUGCACUAAAAGCCUAAAGGAUUGUUAAAAUCAGAGAAAGAACUUUUAUUUUUUUAGGAAUCAAUGGCCUAACAGAACUCAACUGUAAAAAAAAAAAAAUUGAAAAGAAUAGUUUGGUUGCUCCCCUUAAAUACCAUGUUCCAUAUUAGUGUUUCAGCUUUGUUUAAAUAGGUCACGAUGUUUUCCCUGUUGUCAGUGAUGUUGCCUAGAAUCUUCUUACAUAUGUUGAGUACAGGAGAUAACAAGUUGUUUUCAGUGAAAACAAGUCCUCCCGUUACAGUAGCAUCUCCACAGGUUUCCUGUCUAAACUCCUACGCUUGCUUUUCGUGGCUGCAAAGCUUUGGGAAGCUUAGGAAGGACUGCAGGUCUGUAAGUUCAGUCUGACAUGUGUGAAUUGAAAACAGCUGAGUUCUUGAUUAGAGUUGAUUCCUCAAAUUAUGGAAUACUUUUCUGCUUACCCAUUUCUUUCUAUUAGUGGGAACGUUGUAACAGAAAUAGUCUAGUUUCCUUCACGGGUCAUCUGUGCUGAAUGGAACAGGAGCUGAAAAUGCUCUCUGAAACAGAACUGAGUGCAAUAUUUGUAACUACUACUGCUCUGAACCUUCUGAGACACAGGGAACUGUGCAUCCAGCCUUAAACGUGACUGGGCCUGCCCCAGUCUGCUGCCAUUUCUUAUUUUCAGUUCCAUGUGAUGGAAUAACAGCUGAUGGUCUGGGAGUGGGAGAUGUUUUCCUUCACACGCUGAUCCCUCACUGCGGAGUCCAGCACAAAGCACAUUUCUGGUAACUCCUUCCUGCUGGUGCUACUGUCUCCUCCCAUUGCCGGCAAUGGGGGACGGGCCAACACAAUUCAAUUCCUGUCUUUUGGGGUAAGAUGGUGAUGGUGGCCAGGGUCAGGUGGCCUGUCAGGGAACCCCCUUUAGCAUGGCACAGCCAUUGCCCAUGGGAAAUCGAUACGGACAAAGUGCUGUAGCAACCUCUGGAGCUGCCAGAAGCGUGAAACAACUUUAUUGGUAGAGAUGGGGUUAUGCACUCCUCCCCAUCCCUUCACUUGUGUGAGAUCGUGGGUUGGGACACAAAGAGCUUGAUUUUGGUUUUCUUUCUGUUCUGGUUUGGGAUUUUUUGAAUGUAGGCCAGAGAUAAAUUUCAGGUUCAUUCUAUAGCAUUAUCACUCUCUUUGCCCACACUUGUUGUGCUUGUCAGGUUCUUAUUAAAUACAAAUAGGGCUUUCCUUUGCAUAGACUUUGGUUGAUCAUUUGGGGGCAGAAGUAAGUGGCAGGAACGUGGAGGUGGUGGUGUGUGGACAGCACAGGCUCUGGAGACAGACGGAGGCGGUGGCUCCAGAUUGUGCUGGACUCUUCUGAUGCUGGUGUGAACUAAAUCAUUUUGGUUUCUGGGAAGUUUCUUGCAAGAGUUUGAGUUCUUGCCCUGAAUGGACAAGUUUUGCAUCUGAGCGUGCAGAUGUUCCACGAUGUUUCGGUGUGUGACUCACGCUUGGUUUGUGGCGUGGACAGAGGUUGGUUGGGCUGCUGCAAGCCCAGCUGACAAGUUUCUGUCUUGGACUCUGAUGACAAGAUACCACAAAAGACCCUCAGUGUGUUCUAGUGCUCUGCCAGCUCUACAGUUAACUGUGAUCUGGGGGAGGGAGCAAAGAGAGACGUGUUGGCACUAGAAGAGACAAAAGUGAGAUGUUGAGACAAACAUUUGAAGGCAAAUGUACUCUGGGUAACUCACCGAUAUUCCUACGUGUUGUGAAUAAGAGAAGUACCUUCUACCAAACCUGGGAAUGUUAAGUGGAGUUUUACAGUAACUCAAAGACUUAAAUGUGGAAGUUUUAGGCAACAUUGAAAGGCACAUUUUAUUUCAUCCUGGACAAACCUAUGGAUAACAAGACUAAUGCACAAGAAGGAGUACAAGAUAAGCAUUGAAGUAAAACCUGGACCACUUUGCUUACGUUUCUCACUCGACAUUUUAGCUGCAUAACAAUGUGCUUUGAGUAUAACAUCAGGCUUUAACCAGUACUUAAAGACAGAACAUACAUCAGUAAGAUAAUAAAAAGCUCAUUUUUAUAUUUGUUUUAGAUGUUUUAACUAGAUAAAAAUGGCUUAAGAUGACAAAUAAAAAUGUUGCUUGUAAUACAGUUUUGCCUGCUAAAUUAUCCACAUUUUGUAACCUGUUUAUUCCUUUGGAUGUAAAGCGUUUUUGCUUAGUAUUGUGAUAUUGUAUAUGUUUUGUCCCAGUUGUAUAGUAAUGUUUCAGUCCAUCAACCAGCUUUGGCUGCUGAAAUCAUACAGCUGUGAAGACUUGCCUUUGUUUCUAUUAGAUGGCUUUUCAGUUCUGUAUUAAAUAUCUUAAGUACUAUAGAAAAGGUGUCCCCUCUUCCUAUAAGGCUGUUUUGUAAUAUAUAUAAGGACUGGAAAUGUGUUUUUAAAAAAGAAGAAGCAUUCAAGUAUGACGAUAUACUAUGUGUUUUCACCAUUCAAAGUGCUGUUUUAGUAGUUGAAACUUAAACUAUUUAAUAUCUCAUUUAAUAAAGUGACCAAAAUACA
This is a messenger RNA of Onychostruthus taczanowskii (white-rumped snowfinch), 10098 nucleotides long. RefSeq names its product ATRX chromatin remodeler (gene ATRX). The transcript has 35 exons. Lineage: Eukaryota; Metazoa; Chordata; Aves; Passeriformes; Passeridae. Gene Ontology annotation, molecular function: ATP-dependent chromatin remodeler activity; ATP binding. The coding region runs from base 10 to 7548 and encodes 2512 amino acids. The record is from RefSeq and is a predicted model, not a curated record.